AAAAUCGCUAGAUCUUAGAGAAGAUGGAUUUGAUCGAGACUAUUGACGGGUUUUUCACUAAGAUAGGAUUAGACGCUUUUACAUGUAUGGAUAACCCUUCAUUUCAAGAGCCUACAAUUGAUUUCUUAACCAGCAUGGAGUAUAUGUUUAAGAAUCCAAAGGUGUCAAUUGUCAAAGAGGGAAUAAUGAACUUCAAGGUCAAGGCGACAGCGUUCUACAUAUUAAUUCCCGAGAUUUGUGAAGCCUACGGGUUUAAGAACAAGAGCGCAAUGAGCUUCCCAAAGUUUAAAGGAAUCCACUUCCUUUGGGAUGUGUUAGCAAAAGGGGACUUCAAUAGUCACAAGGCAAAGAUCACGAAAGUCCGUCACCCAGUGAUUUGCUACGCCUUGAAGCUUCUCGCUCAUGCUUUUUUUGGGAGAGGUGAAACGAGAGAUGAUGAUCUUGGAGAUGAUGUGAACUAUGGAUGCAUCUUGGCUUCUUCUCUAGAGGAAUACAAGAACCAGGUAAUCAAGGGCAAGACGAAGUCCAUCUACAUAGGUGGUACUCUCACAACACUUUUUGUUAAAGCGGGAGUAGAUCUUUCUCCAUUCAAAGCUCUCCCAAAGCGUGAAUACAUUGACUCUGAAAACUUGGUGCAGGCUUGCUCCUUGAAAUGCAACAAUGAUGCAAACCAAUUCAUCUACUUGUACAUGGAUCGAGAGGAUAACAAGUUGGAAUACAUACUUCCUUCAAGAGAGAUCACAACUCUAGAGAAUCAUGAAGAGAUUGAGUUUUUGCUAAGUGAGGAGGAAUAUCAAGUACCAAAUGAGGAAAAACCUAUAGAGAUUGAAGAAGACUCGCCACCGCCUCCACCCCAACGAGAUGACCCUUACCGCCUCAAAAAGUAUGAUCUCCCUGAGCUCAAAUUUGUGCCAAAUACCAAGACGGAGAAGUUGCUUCAAUCCGUCAUCAAGUUUCAAAGGAAGAUCAACAAGUGGCAAUCUUAUGUAAUUGGGAACCUACUUAAGAAAGUGAAGAAGCUCCACCCACCGGAUUAUGUCUCAUCCGAGUUCUUGGCCCCUCCGAAUUAUUAGGAGAAUGAAGAAGAAGGCGGGGAAGAGAGAUUAAGAGGAGCGAGGAACCUCUCCGUUUGAAAAUGAUGAGACACUCGUCUCAUUUAUCGAAAGAGCUUGACAUUCCCCCUGCGGACCUUCUACAAGAGCUCACAUUGAUCCUACACGACACUCCAUUCAACAGCUUCCCCACCGGGAAGAAAAAGCUCCAAUGCGC
This is a messenger RNA of Arabidopsis arenosa, 1269 nucleotides long. The record is from the annotation of a GenBank genome assembly. Lineage: Eukaryota; Viridiplantae; Streptophyta; Magnoliopsida; Brassicales; Brassicaceae.